AUGAGCUUCCUGCUGCUGCUGGGCGGCUUCAGGCUGGAGCAGGCGAGGACCAACGAUGCCGGUUCUGCUGGUCCAUCAGGAGGCCCAUCGGGUCAGAACCCAGCGAUCCAUGAACAGCAGGAUCUCCUAAGAGGUUCUGCUCUUCUGGAUCCAGAUCACACUAGACCAGAACCCGUGCAGAGGUUCCCCUCCCCUCUCAGCAGGUUCUCCUGGCUGAUGGUGGGAGGUUUGGACCCCGAUGCCGGUCUGGUUCUAGUAGGACACUACUCCUGUUUCUCCCGCCUCGUUCCCCUGAAGCUGCUGAGUGAUCUGAAACAGGAGCUCCAGUUGAGCCUGGCCGUCUGGGACGAGGACUUCACCUCUGAUCAUCAGCAGGUGGAGGAAAAGCCUGAUCUGGCCUCGGACUCCGAGUCAAACCAGAACGCCUCCAGUAUCGGUGGGAGGAGUCAGACUGAGGGGUGUCCGGACCUGCAGGAGAGCAGCAUCAUCCAGGUCAAAUUCCCGCCUCCUUAUCUACGGAGCGGUACCAGUCCAACCGGGUUUAUUGAGGCGGUCGUUAAAGUGGAAGAGGAAGAUCCUCUGCCGAGCACCUCCGCCCAGCAGGAAGAGGCUGGGGAAGACUUUGCAGUUUCCUCUGAAGCCGACAGCGAAGAGGAGUGGAGGUCAAGCUCCCAGUCCAAAAGGCAAAUUAGCACCAAGAAGAAGAAGACAAAGGCAAACAAGAGGGUUCCUCAUCCUCCAGUCGCCCCCAAACUGAACCCCUCCAAAAAGAACAAGUCUCCCAUCUGCUGCAAAAUCUGUGGCAGAGCCUUCCUCCUCACCGUGUCUCUGGUGAACCAUGUGCAAGUUCACUCCAAGGACAUCUGCGGCGUGUGCGGGGAACGCUUCGAUGGCGAGGAGAGGUUCGACGCUCACCUGAAAACACACGUCAAGGCGGAGAGCUGCAGCGUCUGCGGGAAGUGCUUCACCAGCUGCAGCGGUUUGGAGAUCCACAUGAGGAUCCACACGGGGGAGAAGCCGUUCGUCUGCAGCGAGUGCGGGAAGCGCUUCACCACCCGGGCCAACAUGGCCCGGCACGUCCGAACCCACACCGGCGAGAGGCCGUACACCUGCACCGUGUGCGGCAGAAGCUUCAACGACUACACCACCAUGAAGCGCCACCUGUUCCUUCACUCUGCCAAGAACAGCCACCUCGGAGAGUCCUCGUGCGAAAACGGCGACGGGAAGAGUCCGUCCUUCAGAAAACCACGCGCUGUCUGCAAGGUGUGCGGCAUGUCGUUCCACUCCGUGGUCUCCCUGCUGAACCACGGCAAACAGCAUGAGACGGUGCUCUGCUAUGUGUGCGGCGAUCACCUCGGCUCCUUGGACAGCUUAGCGGCUCACCUGGACACUCACAAAAACGGGAAGGUGUGCGACGUGUGCGGGAAGUGUUUUGACAGCCAGGGACACCUGGAGAUCCACAUGCGGAUCCACACUGGAGAGAAGCCAUUUGUCUGCACCGAGUGCGGGAAAUCCUUCACCACCCGGCCUCACCUGGUGCGGCAUAAGAGAAUCCAUACCGGGGAGAGGCCCUACACCUGCAGCUUCUGCGGUAAAACCUUCAACGACUACACCACCCACAAGCGGCACCUGCUGAUCCACAUCAAGAAGUCCAGCGUGGAAGGCAUCCCUGUGGGUCCAAGUGACCACAGUGAGACCAGUUCCAAUAAGAAACGCCGGCAGGUGCCCUGCAAGGUUUGCGGGGUGACCUUCUGCUCCAAAAUCUCUCUGGUGAAUCAUGCCAAAAUCCAUGCCACGGACCUCUGCGGCGUCUGUGGCAAUCAGUUCGUGUCGAAGGAAAACCUCAAACUUCAUCUGAAAACCCACAUCAGCAAGAGGGUGUGCGACGUGUGCGGGAAGUGCUUCGACUCUCUGUUCCACCUGAAGGUGCAUCAGAGGGUCCACACCGGGGAGAAGCCGUUCACCUGCAGCGAGUGCGGCAAGUCAUUCAACUUCCGGCAGAACAUGCUGCGCCACGCCAGGUGCCACACGGGGGAGAAGCCGUACGUGUGCACAGUGUGCGGCCGCGGCUUCAGCGACCGCAGCUUCCUCACGCAGCACCGGAACACGCACACGGGUGAGAAACGACACCGCUGCCAGGUCUGCGGGAACACCUUCAACCGGAAGACCUACGUCAGGCUCCACAUGAAGAAGGUUCACACAGCAGAGAAAUACCAGAAGAAGAUGGAAGAUUGAGCUGUUUGACUCCCAAAGAUCCGUCUCAACUUCAGAACUGCGAUGGAAACUUUCAUCCAUGUCAACUUCACCCUGUUUUGAUGAAUAACAGCGGACCUUAGAAACAUUGAUCGGGGUUUGGGUCAUUAUUUCGGGGGACUGAGGCGGACCUCCUGUCGUAGGAUGGUCCGGUUCUAUCUUAGGCUGGGCAUACAGUGUACGAUAGGAGAUUCGGCCCCAAAAGGGCGGAAAGUCUUACAGUGUGUGCCCAGCUUUAAAGAUGAUAGAAGGUCCA
Molecule: messenger RNA, 2509 nt
Organism: Cyprinodon variegatus (sheepshead minnow)
Lineage: Eukaryota; Metazoa; Chordata; Actinopteri; Cyprinodontiformes; Cyprinodontidae
Product: oocyte zinc finger protein XlCOF6-like
Exons: 3
Coding region: 1-2235 (744 amino acids)
Biological process (GO): regulation of transcription by RNA polymerase II
Cellular component (GO): nucleus
Molecular function (GO): DNA-binding transcription factor activity, RNA polymerase II-specific; RNA polymerase II cis-regulatory region sequence-specific DNA binding
Source: RefSeq, a predicted model, not a curated record